Messenger RNA from Ochlerotatus camptorhynchus, 687 nucleotides. RefSeq lists its product as uncharacterized. NCBI's taxonomy places the organism in Eukaryota, Metazoa, Arthropoda, Insecta, Diptera, Culicidae. The transcript is spliced from 2 exons. The record is from RefSeq and is a predicted model, not a curated record. Bases 1 to 615 code for a protein of 204 amino acids.
AUGAUUCCCGUUCCGCGUUUUGUCAUUCUUCGCCUCAUUCGAAUCCAUGAAUAUCUCAUUCAAAAUUACCUAAAAAUCCUCCUCUUCAGCGCAUUGGCCAUCGCCAUCACCGGCAUGCUCCAGUGGAUCUCGCUGAAUCAACCAAAUUUCCUCGUACGCCUUAACGACAACCUGAAAGAAUUCCCCUUGGGCGUCACCUUCGGAAUCCUAACCGUGGUUCUGAUUGCCACCCUGCUCCUGUACGCCCUGCACUUGGAAUCGGUGGAAAAAUCGCACUUCCGUUCCCGCAACGUCAUCCGAACCCGGUACGUCGACUUCAUUGUGCUGUGCCUGUGCGCUCAAGUGAACGACGCAACCGAGCGACUCCUCGGCCAGAGCACCGUCACCCAGGACCAGCUGGACGCCAUGCAUGCCGAAAUCGAAGACUGCAUGGAACGGUUUCGCGAAAGUGCGCGCAAAUUGCUCAACGCCCCUCCGAUGGCCAACCUCCAGGAGUUGGAAAACUACUUCCGGUUGACCCAACCCGGCUGCCCGGUCGGGGAGGAGAUUCUGAAAUUGAAAAGAAGCUCUAAGCCGUUGCUUUCGGAACAGGCCAUCAAAGAACUGCUCAGCUAGUGAAGGAAGCCUUGAACCAGCAUACCUAAAUUCGAGCCAAUUAAGAGAUUAUCAAACAGAGAGAAGCUUUCA